AUGAUCCUGCAACGGCGCAAGGCGCAGCACGCGGCGCUAGUGUCCUACGAGCAAGAGACGGGCGGGUCUGACCCCCUCCUGCCCGAAUUCUGGGAGGAGGAUCUCUCAGCACUGGAAAGGGAGGAGCGCCAGCUCCUGCAGGAGAUCGAAAUGGCCGAGGCGGCCGAGGUGGAAGCGUUGGCGGCGCGAGCCGCCGAAACGAGCGCAGCGAGUGGCGCGAGUGGCGCGAGCGGCGUGGGCGGAGCGAUCCCCUCCAGCACGCUUGGAAUACAGCUGAACGGGACGAGUGCGGCGAGUCUGUCCGGCUUCGCGCCCGGCUCGUACACGACCAGUAACGCGCACGAGCAAGCUAUGCGCGCCCUGGAGCAGUGUGGCGAGUACGAGGCCUACUGCUACGAUGACUGGGAGAAUGACCUGGACGAGGUCGACGAGGCGGAGAUGGAGGCGAUGGAGGCGGCGGCAAGGGAGGCGGAGCGCGCGGCGGCUAUGGGCGUCGGGUUUGGGGCUCCUGGAUACAUCCCGCCGGCAGGUCUGGCGGGUGUGUUUGGCGCUACGGGAGGAGCGUCUGGAGGAACUGGGGCAGGAGGGGGAGGAGGCAGUAUGGACGUUGACUAG
Messenger RNA from Trichosporon asahii var. asahii CBS 2479, 615 nucleotides. RefSeq lists its product as uncharacterized. The transcript has a single exon. The record is from RefSeq and is a predicted model, not a curated record. NCBI's taxonomy places the organism in Eukaryota, Fungi, Basidiomycota, Tremellomycetes, Trichosporonales, Trichosporonaceae. Bases 1 to 615 code for a protein of 204 amino acids.